AUGUUGGACAAGGUCCUCUGUGCGGGUUUUCUUGGGAGAGUCUAUUGCAGUGACUUAGGGUUUACCCUUAUCACAUUUAACUGGUGCAUCCUGUCCCGAGACCCGCACUCCCUGGAGAAUUUAGAGUAUGCUGAGGAAUAUGCUCAUUGUGCUUCGAGACUGGACAUGAAAUUCACCACGAGGGGCCGGUUUCUGCGCAUUGCACAUUUUUUUCCCUUCAGGAACGUGUUCGGGCCCGCGGCAGGGGGCGGGGUCGCGCCUCCUCCGCUGCUGUGGUUCCAGCGGAGCCUCACCGACGCGGACAUGGAAAUCCCGAGGUUCCUCCCGGCUCGCGGGACACUACAAGGUGGCGGCGGUGGCGGCGGGCCGGCGGGCGGCCGGCAAGAUGGCGGGCCCGGGCGGCGGCGCAAGCCGACUCGCGCAGCCUCACCGGGCCCGGGCCCGAGCCUGCUGGCGCCGAGGCCCGAUCACGCUGGCGGCGGCGACGACUUCUUCCUUCUGCUGCUGGACCCGGUGGGUGGCCACGUGGAGACUGCGGGCGCCGGCCAGGCCACAGGGCCCGUGUGGAGGGAGGAGGCCGCGCCAGGCCCGGGACUCCAGGGGCGCGAGAGCGGCGCGAACCCCGCGGGCCGCCCUGAGCUGGGCCCCUGCUGCCCGUCCGCGAGCCCCGCCCCGGCCCCGGCCCCGAUCCGCCCCCCAAGCCCGGGCCCCGCCGCGGCCUUCGCUGGCACGGUCACCAUCCACAACCAAGACCUGCUGUGGCGCUUUGAGAACGGGGUCCUCACCCUGGCCACGCCCCCGCCGCCCGCCUGGGAGCCCGGGGUCGCGCCUGCCCCGCAGGUCGGGGGUCUGAUCAUCCCCCAGCCGGGGGAGCCACACGCCACUCAGCCCGGCGACUGCCCCGAGCUGCCGCCCGACCUCUUGCUGGCCGAGCCGCCUGAGCCCGCGCCUGCUCCGGCGCCCGAGGAGGGGGCGGAGAGCCUGGCCGCCGCCGAAGGUCCCCGCGGAUCACUGGGCCCAGGCUCAAGCAUGGUGCUGUACGUGUGCCCAGAGGCGCAGUGCGGGCAGACCUUCGCCAAGAAGCACCAGCUGAAGGUGCACCUGCUGACGCACAGCAGCAGCCAGGGCCAGAGGCCCUUCAAGUGUCCCCUGGGCGGCUGCGGCUGGACCUUCACCACUUCGUACAAGCUCAAGCGGCACCUGCAGUCGCACGACAAACUGCGGCCCUUUGGCUGCCCGGCGGAGGGCUGUGGCAAGAGCUUCACCACCGUGUACAACCUCAAGGCGCAUAUGAAAGGCCACGAGCAGGAGAACUCAUUCAAGUGCGAGGUGUGCGAGGAGAGUUUCCCCACGCAGGCCAAGCUGAGCGUCCACCAGCGCAGCCACUUUGAGCCAGAGAGGCCCUACCAGUGCGCGUUUUCCGGUUGCAAGAAGACGUUUAUCACAGUGAGUGCCCUGUUUUCCCAUAACCGCGCCCAUUUCAGGGAGCAGGAACUCUUUUCCUGCUCCUUUCCUGGCUGCAGCAAACAGUAUGACAAGGCCUGUAGGCUGAAAAUUCACCUUCGGAGCCACACGGGCGAGAGACCUUUCCUUUGUGACUUUGAUGGCUGUGGCUGGAACUUCACCAGCAUGUCCAAACUCUUAAGGCACAAAAGGAAACACGAGGAUGACCGGAGGUUCACGUGCCCUGUGGAAGGGUGUGGGAAAUCUUUCACCAGGGCCGAGCAUCUGAAAGGUCACAGCAUAACCCACUUGGGCACAAAGCCUUUUGUGUGCCCCGUGGAAGGCUGCUGUGCCAGGUUCUCCGCUCGCAGUAGUCUAUACAUUCACUCCAAGAAACACCUGCAGGAUGUGGACACCUGGAAAAGCCGUUGCCCAGUCUCCACUUGUAAUAAACUUUUCACAUCCAAGCACAGUAUGAAGACCCACAUGGCCAAAAGGCACAACCUCGGCCAGGACCUCUUAGCUCAGCUGGAAGCUUCGAAUUCUCUUACACCCAGCAGUGAACUUAUCAGCCAGGGACAGGGCGAUGUCAGUGAUGCAGACCUAGUACCUCUCUUUUCUGAUGUGCCUGGCAGUAGUUCUGCUGCAAUGCUGGACACGGCCUUGGUGAACUCUGGAAUCUUGACUAUUGAUGUGGCUUCUGUGAGUUCAACUCUGGCAGGGAACCUCCCUCCUAAUAAUAAUUCCUUAGGGCAGGCUAUGGACCGUCGGGCCUCGAUGGCCACCAGUGAUCUUCCUCAAAGUCUGGAUACCUCUCUCUUUUUUGGAACAACGGCCACAGGUUUUCAGCAGAGCACCUUAGAUAUGGAUGAUGUCCCAAGUGUAAGUGCAGGGCCACUGGGCUCUUUGCCUAUAAAGAACUCGAGUCAAGAGCCCCAAGCUCUGACCCCCAGCAAUAAGUUAACAGUGGACACAGAUGCUCUGACUCCUUCAAGCGCCCUUUGUGACAACAGUGUCUCAGCACUACUGACGCCAACCAAAGUGGAAUGGAACGUACAUCCUGACUCUGACUUCUUUGAACGGGAGGAAGAAACCCCGUUUGGGUUCUCCAGUCCAGCAGGAAACCAUAGUUCUCAGAAAGAAACAGAUCUUACCACAGUGACUGGCAGCGCAUUUUUGGUAUGAACUAUAGUCAUUCAUCGUCCCAUGGCUUACUUCUGUUACACUCAGUUUUGAGGAUAUUCUGGACAAAAUGUUUAAGUGCAGUCAUUUCUUACUGGUUUGCAAAAGAAUAGAUUCCCUGGACUACAAGUUGGAGAUUUAAAUUCUGAUCUUGAGUCUGGAACUGACAAGUUUUGUGACCUUGAGCAAGUCACUUAAGCCAUCUGAGCCUUAAUUUCCUUAUUUAUAAAAUGAGGGGGUUUGCAUAGAUUGUUUAUAAUGUUGUUUUCAGCUUUGUGAUUCCAUGAUUUUUUGUUCUUCUUUUGAAAAAUUUCAGGCAUUUUAACUGUGUUGCAUGUGCUUAGUUAAUGAUCAGAGAAGCAGUAUUUAAUUUAUCUUUAAAACUUUAAUAGAAAUUUUAGACAAUACCAAAAUAUUUUUAAAAACUAUUGCUGGAGCUUAAAGCAAAGAAAGCUAAAAAAUAUAAAUUUCUUCUCCUUACUUCUUGAUCAUUCUAACCUCCUUUUUUGUGAUGGGAGGAUGUAUUUUUGUUGUGGACAGUGCCUGAGAUUAGAUAUGACACAGACCCUUAGUGAAAUAUUGGCUUUGUGAUGUUGAAUAAGUGGCCUUAAAUAAGUUAUGUAGUCUAACUAAACCUUAGUUUUCUAGGUGUAAGACAGUCAUGGCAAAGUACAGGUACCAGGCCCGUCCUUUUUCUAUCCCAGUAGUUGGCCUUGGAGGGAAAAUGUUAAUGUGUUUUGGCUUGUUGGGUGAAUCUUUUAUCACCUUUCCUGUCCUUGUUCCUGCUUCCUCAAAGGAGAUAAAUUCUCAUGAUUUAACAUCACAUUUGAGUAGGCUAUAAAAGGUUAAAUAAGGGGGGAAGGGAAUCUCUUCCUUCCACAGAAUAAAAAGGAUUUUUGUCCACAUGUUCAUUAAAUCAGUUUGCUAGCGUCUUUCCUCUGUGUUUAAAGAUAAGCCUUGGAGUGACUGUGGAGCCUGUUGUUCCAUGAAAAUCUCGGAAUCCAACAUAGGGAGGUUUUCUCCUUUUUGUGUCCAGGAGAGUUCAUUGUCUGUCCUUUCCAAAAGUUGGAAGGAGAGGUCUAGUCUACAUUUUGAGUAGAUAUUGUCUGUCUUACAUGAGUAUAACAUUUUACAGCACUUUUACAACCAUUAUAGUUGACUCUCACAAUCCUGUGAUACAGUUGUGGCAAAGUCUGAACUACAACUCAUAAUAAAAUUUAGCUAACUCACAUUCUAGACGGAUUUUCCUUAGUGAGUAUUAAUUCUGUGUAUAGCUGAAAGCAAGGAGGAAAUAUUUUCACCUCUCUCUUUCCACCCAUCUGCGUUCAUGAUUUAUUUUGGUUUAUAAGCAGUUGCUCUCCUCCAGCUUAACUCUGUUCCCUCUCCACGCUACUCCCUUAUUCCCUUGCAUGUGCACAGCAGUCCUUGUCAUGUAUCUCCUUUAAAAAAAAAAUUAAUAGGUCUCUUUUUUGGUCACCGUGUUUCAGCCAUUCUCCUCACAGCCCGUUUUUCAAUUCAGAAUAUUAUUUACUGCAAGCCUGUGUGUACACUGAGAAAUUACUUUCUGGAUUCAGAUACCAAUUGGUUUAUAUAUGAGUCAGAUGAUAACAGGGAUAUUUUAUAUAAGGUUUUAGUAAGAAGUGUAUUUCUUUUUCAGUACUUUUCUAAAUUUUUCAUUGUGUAGUUCUGCUAGCAAACACUAUUAGUUGCUCUAAAACAUUCUAACACAGUAAUGUUUGCAUGUUGAUGUUAAUGGAUAAAAAUUAUAGCACUUGGCAGUGUACUUUAUAAUCUGCCACUUUGAAUGUGUCUGUAUUGUCUUUAUAAUUUUUAAAUUGUUUGUACUCAUUCAGUGAAAAAGCCAAAAAUAUACAUAAAUUUGUAAUGCAAACAAAUGGUCAGAGUUUCAUUGUGUCUAACCAUUUAACAGUUCUCCCUCAGCACUUUGGAAUGAUUUGCACACUUUAUGCCUAUUUUAGAAAUGUGUUUUCUUUAGUUAAGUCCUCUUAAAUAGAUGAUUCUUCGUGUCUUACAAAUAAGGAAUACAGAGGUCUGAGGUGAACACCCAGGUCAUAACCAUCAUAAUAACCACAAAGAUAUUUGAAAAUCCUAUCACUCAGGGUCUGUCACUCAGACCUAUUUCCUCCCGUUAAAAACUAUCAUAAACUAUACUUCUGUUCUUUUCUGUGGAAUUUUCAAAGGACAAAUUUUACUUAAAGAUAAAAAAUUUGUAAUCAUCUGUGAGCUCACACGAUUUCUUUCAGUUUGCUCAAGAGAUUUCUCUUUCAACACCAUUUUCCCAGCAUGAUGUUCAGAAGAAGCUGAAAUUACAGUAAGAAAUAUGGCUAUAAACAUAAUGGUUACAUUUCGUUGGUGCUGGUAUAAAUUUGCCAUUUUUCUUUUAGACAGUGGGGCAUGAUUUAAUUUCAUCUCUUGCCCUUUGGUCCUUGUCAGUCCUUGAUUUAUUAGAAUUUUGCCAAUUGAAAACACAAUAGCAAGAUGCCUUGUAAGAAGGUCGGCUUCUGGGGGCUCUGUUGAAUAUGUUCCUCACUAGUUAAAAUAUUGGCAUUUUUACCAGUGAUCUUAUGUUGUUGUUGUUGCUAGGCGCUGUCAAGUCGGUUUCGACUCAGUGAACCCGUGUACAACAGAACGAAAUGCUAAAAGCUUGUGUAAUAGAAGUAAAAUUUGAUAGAAUAUGAGAAUCAUUUUUUUCCCCGUGUAUUAAAUGCUUAUUUUUCCCAACCAGGAAAAAUAAGACAAAGCUUUAGUAUAACAGGUUAUUUACCACUAUUGCUUGAUUCCAGAUAAAACAAUGAUUAACUCUCUGCUUGGAAAUAUUCAGA
This is a messenger RNA of Trichechus manatus latirostris (Florida manatee), 5468 nucleotides long. Its product is annotated as zinc finger X-linked protein ZXDB. NCBI's taxonomy places the organism in Eukaryota, Metazoa, Chordata, Mammalia, Sirenia, Trichechidae. Gene Ontology annotation, cellular component: nucleus. The record is from RefSeq and is a predicted model, not a curated record. The transcript is spliced from 3 exons. Gene Ontology annotation, biological process: regulation of transcription by RNA polymerase II. Gene Ontology annotation, molecular function: transcription coregulator activity. The coding region runs from base 1 to 2628 and encodes 875 amino acids.